Messenger RNA from Hibiscus syriacus, 1081 nucleotides. Its product is annotated as chorismate mutase 1, chloroplastic-like. Lineage: Eukaryota; Viridiplantae; Streptophyta; Magnoliopsida; Malvales; Malvaceae. The transcript has 5 exons. Gene Ontology annotation, biological process: aromatic amino acid biosynthetic process; chorismate metabolic process. The record is from RefSeq and is a predicted model, not a curated record. The coding region runs from base 95 to 1081 and encodes 328 amino acids. Gene Ontology annotation, molecular function: chorismate mutase activity. Gene Ontology annotation, cellular component: cytoplasm.
AUAUACUCGUAUGCUUCGUAUUUUUCUCAGUGAACUCAUUGUUUCAAAGCUUCGAACUUCUGCAUUCCUUACUAUACCUUUCAGUUGAAGAUCAAUGGAGGCCAAGUUGCUGAGUGCUUCUUCUCCACCUUCGUUUUCUGUUAACGGAGCAACCAAGUUUUCAAGACCCAGUCUUGUUUUAACUUCACCAACAAGAGAAUUCCCCAUCUUCAAGCUCCAAUGCCCUGCAAGAUCGUCCAAUAAAAUAAUCCAAUCUGUUCAUGCCUCCAAAUCUAUUGGAACGGUAACAACGCAAAGGGUGGAUGACAGCGAGAACUUGACACUCGAUGCCGUGAGGUACUCGUUAAUCCGACAAGAGGACAGCAUAAUCUUUAGCCUUCUGGAGAGAGCUCAAUACUGUCAAAAUAAGAGUACAUAUGACCCUGAUUCCUUUUCAAUUGAAGGUUUCCAUGGCUCUUUGAUCCAGUAUAUGCUUAGAGAAACCGAAAAGCUUCAUGCCCAGGUUGGCAGAUACAAUAGCCCGGACGAGCAUCCAUUCUUCCGGGAAGAAUUACCUGCCCCAUUGUUACCACCUUUGACAUACAAACAGGUACUGCAUCCCAUUGCUGAUAAAAUCAAUAUGAACCCUAAAGUGUGGGAGAUCUACUUCAAGAAUAUCGUUCCGAAAUUAGCCAAGGAAGGAGAAGACGGAAACUGUGGGUCCACUGCCGUUUGUGACGCCAUGUGUUUGCAGGCUCUUUCGAAGAGGAUUCGUUACGGGAAAUUUGUAGCGGAAUGCAAGUUCCGGGAUUCUCCAGAAGCUUAUCAAGCUGCCAUCAAAGAACAGGAUAGAGAUGGGCUGAUGAAUUUGCUGAAAUUCCCCAAGGUCGAAGAAUCGGUCAAGAAACGAGUGGAAAUGAAAACCAGAACUUACGGACAAGAAGUGCCGGUUGAAAUCUGCAAAGACGGUGACUGCCCAACUUACAAGAUAAACCCAAGCUUGGUGGCCGACUUGUACGGCGAGUGGAUCAUGCCAUUGACGAAGGAAAAAGUCCAAGUCGAGUACCUGUUGAGAAGGUUAGACAAAUCCCAAGGAAAUUGA